This is a messenger RNA of Rhodamnia argentea, 417 nucleotides long. RefSeq names its product probable choline kinase 1. The coding region runs from base 1 to 417 and encodes 138 amino acids. Gene Ontology annotation, molecular function: ethanolamine kinase activity; choline kinase activity. Gene Ontology annotation, biological process: phosphatidylcholine biosynthetic process; phosphatidylethanolamine biosynthetic process. The transcript has 2 exons. The record is from RefSeq and is a predicted model, not a curated record. Gene Ontology annotation, cellular component: cytoplasm. NCBI's taxonomy places the organism in Eukaryota, Viridiplantae, Streptophyta, Magnoliopsida, Myrtales, Myrtaceae.
AUGACGGUGAUAACGAACGGAUUCAUGGAAGGUUGUUUGCCGGAGGAAUUGAAGACGGUGCUUCGAUCAGUGGCGUCCGAAUUGGGGGAUGUGAUCGAUGACAUGGACUCAAUUCAGGUGAGCCCUCUGAAGGGGGCCAUGACUAAUGAGGUGUACCAGAUAAAUUGGCCGUUGAACGAUAAGCCGGAUCUCGUCAAAAAGAUUUUGGUUCGGAUUUACAGCGAAGGAGUCGAGCUCUUCUUCAUCCGGGACGAUGAAGUGCAGACGUUUGAGUGCAUAUCAAAGCAUGGGCAAGGGCCUCGUUUGCUCGGCCGGUUCGCGGAAGGAAAGGUGGAGGAGUUCAUCCAUGCGAGGAGUACCACGAAACUUCUCCUGCUCUUUGAAUUUAGGGGACGUAGUUCUGUCUCGAAUGAGUAA